AUGCUCAACUCGAAACUCUUUUCGAAGUUCCUUCCCGUCCUCAGGAAGAAAGUUAAAAGUUCACCAUGGCCGCAGCUCUUGUCAACUGGAAUGACAGUUUUGAGUACCGGUUUGCGCGAUGGCGCGCACUACUUGGGUCGUGGCACCCAAGGCGAGCCUGUCGAAACUAAUCUUGUGUGUUUGGUCACAAAUCCCGACACGGAUGUUUUUGGACAGGCGCAAUCCCAGCUGAGUAUUCAGAAACAUGAUGUGACUGUUUCGGGACUCAAUUGUUGCCAUGCUAAGGAGCAUGGUAACUAUGAUGAAUGUGCCCACGGUGCCGUGUAUAACACCGUGGAGAAUAAUGGAACGGACCACGAUGGCGCUUGGCAGAUCGUGGGGCCGAAUGGAAAGUGA
Messenger RNA from Phaeodactylum tricornutum CCAP 1055/1, 396 nucleotides. RefSeq lists its product with no specific name. NCBI's taxonomy places the organism in Eukaryota, Bacillariophyta, Bacillariophyceae, Surirellales, Neidiaceae. The coding region runs from base 1 to 396 and encodes 131 amino acids. The transcript has a single exon. The record is from RefSeq and is a predicted model, not a curated record.